Molecule: messenger RNA, 1737 nt
Organism: Durusdinium trenchii
Lineage: Eukaryota; Dinophyceae; Suessiales; Symbiodiniaceae
Source: the annotation of a GenBank genome assembly
AUGGGAGAUGAGAAUGAGGGGAAACCAGAGGAUGGCUUGGCUGCGGUGCUGAAAUCCGCAGUGCAGAAUCUGCAACAAAGCCAUGAGCAAGUUUUCCAAGUACUUGAAAGGCAGAGGGCUGCAAUGACCCGUGUGCAAACAGAGCUUGUUCAACUUCGAGAAGAAAAACAUUUACUUCAGAGUGGCCACGCUUUGGCAGCCUCAACGCAAGGAAUGCAAGUGAUACCACCGACCCUCUUGGGUGCAGUGCCCGAUGGAGAAGAGAGAGAGGAGAAUCCAGAAGGUUUGGAAUGCUCAAAGAUACGCCCAGAUCGGAGAGCAACAUUUGCGCACAACACAUCAGAGGCUUUCGGAGAUACCAAGAAAUUGUUGCACUGCCAUUCAAUGCCAGAACUCGAAGAGCCUGAUUCUGGUACGGAAGAUGUGAGUCCGAGCAUUCACGGGCCCAGCCUUGUGAAAGCCAAAAACCUCCCAAGAAAGACUGCAAACAACUUGUUCAUCGAUGCGGAAGACAUGAAAGCCAGGGUGCGGGCAGCUAUCGGACAGCCAGAAUACAAUGUGGUUGACUUCUACAAAACCAGUGGUUGCUGCCAACAAGUGGCUCGAAAGAGAUCUUUUGAGAACAUCACACUGGCCGUGAUCGGUUUAAAUGCAGUUUGGCUAGCAAUUGAUACCGAUUUCAACAAGCCUUCUGACACAACGUCUCCAGUUUUCAUCUUCGCAGAGCACUUCUUUUGUUUGUACUUCUUCGUGGAAUGGUUCCUUCGCUUUGGGGCCUUUAGAAACAAACGAGACUCUUUGAGGGACUUUUGGAUGGUUUUUGAUGGCUCCUUGAUGCUCGUGACGGUCGUUGAAACGUGGCUCCUGCAGUUUGUCCUAUGGGCAGCUGGCGCCACCGAUGGGGGGCACUCUGACAGCACUGGCAUGAUCCGGCUCGUGCGCUUGCUGCGGAUCGUGCGCAUUGCUCGAAUUGCUCGGCUGCUUCAUCAUUUGCCUGAGUUGCUUAUCCUCGUGAGGGCGAUGGUUAUUGCUACCCGGGCAGUGUUCUUCUCUGUGAUUCUGUUGGUCCUAGUUCUCUAUGUCUUCGGCAUUGCAUUCACCCAGUUGGCGCAGGGGAGCCCACUUGCAGAUAAGUACUUUGGCAACAUUCCAGACUCCAUGACGACCUUGCUGCUCAACGGAAUCUUUCUUGACAGUGUCUCAGAGGUGGUAGUGGAGAUUGGCAGAGAGAAUUUGCUCUUCAGCUUCGUGUUCAUUUGGUUCAUCUUGGUGGGGACGCUCACGGUGAUGAACAUGCUAGUGGGUAUUCUCGUGGAAGUGAUAAGUGUGAUUGCAUCUGUCGAAAAGGAGCAAUUGCUAGUGGCAAAGGUGCAGAACAAGCUAGAAGAUGUGAUGGACUUGGUGGGACUCUCCCGCGAAGAGGAUUUGACGCAGCGGGAAUUUGUGAAGCUUGUCCAGCAGCCAAAUGCUGCUCGCAUUUUGCAGGAGGUCGGAGUGGACGUGGUUGGUCUCUUUGACUUUGUUGGAGUCAUUUUCCCUUCAAUUGAUGCAACUCUCACUUUCCAAGACUUGAUGGAGGUGGUCCUCUCAUUACGAGGUAACAACACAGCUACAGUGAAAGAUCUGGUGGACCUGAGGAAAUGUGUCCUGGCUGAGAUUGGUCGCUUUAAUGCCUCUAUGGAAGAGAUCAAGGGAAGUCUCAAGGGAGGCAUUGAUAGCUUGCAGGCCCUCAGCUGA